This is a messenger RNA of Stegodyphus dumicola, 6036 nucleotides long. Its product is annotated as retinol dehydrogenase 14-like. The record is from RefSeq and is a predicted model, not a curated record. NCBI's taxonomy places the organism in Eukaryota, Metazoa, Arthropoda, Arachnida, Araneae, Eresidae.
UUCAAAGGAAUGAAGAUAUGCUCCUGAUGACCAACGAAAUUACGAACUGCUGUCUUCAAUGUCCUGAUAUCCAACUUUCUCCAGACCAUCUCUUCGACUGUCCUGCUAUUUUGGCCAAGCUCUUCAGUAUAGAUAUAGCUCCCUAGCAUCAACUCCUUUAUUCUUCUAUAAGAUCAUUAAUGUUGCUGCGGCUGUUCUGGAAACUUUCGGUUCUGUUAGACUUCGCUGCACUGACUCCUUUGACAAGACAACAACAACAAUCAUUCAUCUUGUAAAAGAGGACGAGGAUUUUUUUCCUUUGAAGCUUUCAAAUCUCAUAAUAGCUACACUUUUUAAUAUUAGAAUUGUAAUAUCCCAUAAAAGAAUUAUAAAAUUAAUUUUCCGGCUGAAGUCUUCAUAAAAGUAGCGUUUCGAAAGCAAGAAAAAAUACUACUACUACUGCUUCUGUAUUGAUAUUUUGAUCAAGCUUUAGUAGAUAUCAUUUGACAUUUCGAAACCAUCAGUAUGAUCAUAAAAAUUUUAAGUACCUCAGCUGUAGUUAUAUUAAGCUUAUUCGUACUUCGUAAAUAUCGAGAGUAUACUUGGGGAAAGUGCAGAAGCAAAAAGUCUAUGAAAAACAAGACCGUUAUAAUCACUGGUGCGAAUUCAGGUAUUGGCAAAGCAACUGCUUUAGAACUUGCAAAACGUGGUGCAAAAGUUAUAUUGGCUUGCCGGGAUCAGGAAAAGGCUCAAAAAGCAUUGAUAGAAAUAAGAUCAAAAUCAAGAAGUGGCGUUCUAAAAGUCCUACAGCUAGAUCUUGCUUCGUUUGAUUCCAUAAAGAAAUUUGCCAAAGAAUUCUUGCGUAGCGAAGAUAGAUUAGAUGUUCUGAUUAAUAAUGCUGGAAUAUUUCAGUGUCCUUUUAUGAAGACUAAUGAUGGGUAUGAAAUGCAGUUUGGCGUUAAUCAUUUGGGGCACUUCUUAUUGACCAAACUUUUAUUAGAGAAGUUGAAAGAAUCCGCACCGUCACGUAUAGUAGUUGUCUCUUCGGCUCUUUACAAGAGAGGCGAAAUAGAUUUUGAGAAUUUGAAUUCUGAAGUCAAAUAUGACAAAAUGCAAGCAUAUAAAAAUAGCAAAUUGGCAAAUGUUCUUUUUUCAUGUGAACUGUCCAGACGGCUUCAAGGAACUGGAGUUUCUGUAUAUACAGUUAGCCCUGGUAUGGUGUGGACAAAUUUAGGCCGACAUGUUUCAAUCAGUUGGUGGAAAAUUGUUGCAUUAGCUCCUGUUGCGUGGUUCUUCAUCAGAACGCCAUAUGAGGGCUGUCAGACAGUUCUUCACUGCGCAGUUUCUGAAGAAGUUGAAAGUGAAAGUGGAUUUUAUUACAGAAAUUGUCAAAAAGAGCCUAUAGCUGAUGUAGCUUCUGAUCCUACAUUGGCACGGAAGCUUUGGGAUGUAUCUGAAGAAUUUUGCCAUUGAAUAAUUAAAAAAAUUGCUUUAAAUAUGUCAUCCAUGCUAAAAGCUUCAUGGUGAUGAAGAAGGCUCUGUAUAUACGAGUAAUGACAUUAUAUAUAAUAAUGCAUGAAGAAUAGUAGUGCGAUUUUUUGUUUUAUUUUUCAUCAGUCAAUCAAUAGAUAAUAACGAGCACUGUCUGAGAUUACCAUUAAUAAUUCCAGAUAAUUCUAUAUGUACGUUAUCCGAGGUUGUCAUAAAGAAGUAUAGUUCAAUACCGAUGUUUGUUUAUGUUCUUAUGAAUAUUAGAGGUGGUCACCUUGAGAAACUUCACAAUAUUUGAAAAAGAAUGAAUUGCAUGAUUAUCAUUAGAUAUGAAAAGGUGUUCUAAUAUUUGAAUUAAUUUAAAAUUUUAUUCUGGCUUAAUUUUUAUUUUGUCAUAAAUUUGUGUGAAAACUUCAUGUUUCACUUAUAGUUAGUUAGCUUUAUGAUAUGAUAUUUAAUUAGUAGAAAAUUGUAUAUUUUGCUGACUAGAAAACUAAUUAUUUCUACUUAGCUCUGAUAUUAGUAAACUGAGCAUUUUAAAUGAAGUGUAGAAGUGCUUUUAAGACUUAUUGCCAUGUUAAGGUGUUUUACUACAUGUUGCAGAUUUAGUGGGAACAAUUAACAUCUAGUGUAUUUCCUUCUUUUGAGCUGGACUGUUUAUUAAAUAGCUUCAAAAUGGUCAUGUUAGUGAGAAACGUGAAUAAGAAAUUAAUGCACGAAACAUACAUUUUGAUGAAAUUUUCAUUAUUGUCAAGAAAUGGUAAUGAUUUUUAGUUAGUGUUAACUAGUCUCAGAAAUGUGCAUGAUUGUGAUUAUAUAAGAUAAAACUGCUAAAUGAAAUAAUUAUGAAGAUCAGUUACAUAUUAAUUAAUUCUUUUAUUUCUAUAGCACUGUUCAUGAUUACAUGCCAUAAAGUGUGUUUUGCCAUUGUAACCUCAUAAAACCAUUUGGGUGUACGAUACCUAAACAAGUUGUACAAUAAAUCCCUGAUAUGGUCUGUCUUUAUCCCCCCAAGCAGAUUGUGGGUGUUUCCAGAUUUCAGUAUAGUUUUCCAGGAUGUUUCCAGAUUUUCAGUAUAGUUUAUUUUAAGCUUGGGAGGGAAAGAUAGCUACUGUUUUCAUGAUCUGGUAAACCUCAGUGAGUUAUGUUUAUGAAAUUGAGGGGGAGAAAGAGCUAUGACAAAACAAGCAAGAUUAAAUUCACAGUUAACAAGAAAUUGCUAUGAUAAUGUAUGAUCUUGCUAACUAGUUUGAUGUUUAUCGGUGACUUAGAGAAAACAACUUGUAAGAAUAACAUAUAUUAGUUAAUAUGUGAGUGAAUAAUAUAAGAUGUUGGUGUUAAAAAAGUCCAUUCUAUUAAAAUUUUAAAUUAUGAUCUUUAAUGAUUUGAAAUAUUUAAUAACACUUAAUGUUACAAAAUCUACAGGGAUUCAGCAUAUGAAAUUGAUUAAAAAUAGGAAAAUAUGGAAGUAAUCAGGGUUAUCCAUGUUAUCAAGAAUAUGGACUCAAAAUUUAAGGAGACUGAAGUACCUUCAAAGCUUAUUCUUUGUUUCUUUAUACUUAUAUGUAGUGUAUUCUGUACUUGAAAUCACUUCAUUUCCUGAAUGAUGCACAUGUAGGAUUUUUAGCUAAUGUAUUAGUAUAUUUGAAACAUUUUAGAAAACAGAAAUCUGUGCCAGUAUGAAAUAAAGCACACCUCACACUACAAUUAUUCUCAAUCAUAAAAUUUUCAGAAAUUCUGAAGUUAAUAUGUGGCUUAACUUUUAGGCUGAAAUAACUGAUUUAUCUGUAACUAACUUUUAUAAAAUAAAUUGUUUGUACCUCAACAAUCAGAUUUUGAUCUUUUUCUCCAAAAUUGUUCUACAAGGACAUAUAAACUUCCAAGUUUUGAAAAUAUUUGCAGUCAUAAUUGUUUUUCCUUCUGUAAGAAAUGAAAAUGUUUAAUGCUGUCAAAAUUGUUUGUGCUUAUCAAUUUGUGAAACAGUUUGUACUUUAGAAUGUGAAAAUUCAGUUCCAUUGUUCAAAGAACGACGAGAUUAAAUUAUAUGUGUGAAUAUCUUUUUUAAUUUCAGAAGUAUUCAAAUUUUUACUGUGAAAACACUAAUUUUACUGAGCAGAACAAAGGCAAGGAUUUGUUAUGAUUUAAUGAAAAUUAUGCAAGUAUUACUGAAUAUGAGCAAAAGAGACCCAUUUACAUUUUACGUUUUCUAGAAAGGAUAAAAUUGGGCUAGAGUUGUAAUUAUGUUUAGAAAUUAUUUAGCAGCUUUAUGAAGCAAUUAAAAAUUUUAUUCAGUAGAAACAAAAUAUUUGUUAUGAAAAGCUAUAUAUCUUUUCUUGUUUGAAUGCAUUAUUUUAAAUCUUUUAGGCUACUUCAUUUAUUGAUUAGUAUAUGAUGAUUGAAAGCAGAGCACAGAAUCCCAGUUUGUAUCAUAUAUUAACAGGUAUGACGUCUGCAUUUGCCAAGCAUACUGUUUAAAUUGCAAUCAAACUAUCCCCAAGGAGAAAUAUCUGAGAAUCUUCUGUUCUUUCUCUGCAACUAACCACAUGAAAACAUUUUUAAGCUGACAGAUUGUUAUGUGCAUCUGAUCUGUGUGGACACAACAGUCACAGACAUUUAAAUUUCACCUGGUGCUUUGGCCUGGUAGCUGUCCCUGCUGACUUCCUUACUGUGUAAGCAUUUAUAUGUUUGUAGAUAGCCAUUCACUAUGUAAGUCACUGUACUGCAUUAUUUUUUCAUAGUUGGCUCAUAAAUUAAGAGAAUUAUUUCUGUAAAAGCACAGAUGGGCCUUUGUGUAGAAUCUUUAAAGAAAGUGUUUAUAUUUAUAUUACAUCUUGGGUAAACCUUAAAAGCAUAUAUUACACCUUAGGAAAACCUUAAAAGCAUGCAUUCAGAUAGUUUGUUUUAUCAAUGAUAGUUGAAAUUAAGAUAAAAAACUAUUAGUGUUGUAUGGCUUUAACUAAUUGGGCACCAAUAGAUUAAACUUCUGAGCUGAUCCAGUCAUGAGAUUUUUUGUGAUUAUAUAUAUAUUAGCAUAUAAUGAAAUAUAUUUUGAUUUCUUACUUUUUUAAAUAAUAUAAAUGUCAUCUUGAUGAAUGUAUGUUCAUGAAAAUGGAGACUAAGUAAUUAUACAAAUUUAACUAAUAAAUGCUAUUUAAAUUCAGGUCUCAUGACAGAUCCAAAAACCUGCACCGCUCAGAGGUUUGCAUAUUGACCGCAUAUUGGUGUCAUUUAUGUUUCAGUUGUCAAAAAUUUCUGUAUGAGUAGCUUAUGUAAGCUUUGUGUUAAGUAGCUAUAUAAAGAUAUGGAUAUAAAUGAAAGUGCAAACAAAAGUUUAACCUACAUCAUUACAAACUGUUUAAUGUUAAAAAAUGUAUCUUCAUUUCUCCAGUACAAAAUGAAGUACUACAGGAAAAAGUAGGUGGGACAUAAGAACCUCACCAAAUGGUCUCACAGGUAUAGUCUCACCAUAUUAAUUACACAGUUUCAUCCCAGUUUUGAUGUAGUACACCCUAAGGACAAAUUUGAGGGUCUCCCAUUCCUCUUCUUCUACCAAACCACUCGAGAGGACUUUUUGCUCACCAAUAUUUUAAGUGCCCCAUGCCUUCUCCCAGAUUUGAAUCUGAACCUCAUAAUAUGAUAUGCCAACCAGCAUCGCUAACCAACAUGCCAAUAAGAAUGGAAAUAAGGUAUUGCAUUCUGCUGCAGUUAAAAAAAAAAUGGUUAGCAGUUCUUCAUAUUUUACCAUAUCACCAGUGUCACAAUCAGUAUAUGCUAAGUUGCAUACACUUUAAAAAAAGCUUAGAGUAUUAAGCUCUAAAUUGCAGCUACUAAUAUAACAUUUCAUGAUUCUUCAUCUGUCCUAUUUUUGCUGUCUGUAAGAAUAUUAAAUUUUCAUUGACAACUGUCAGUAGCCAUUUGAUGUGAUCAAAAUGUAUUUUUACUGCAUGUUUGACAAUUUUAUAUUUGCCUGCUGAAAAUAAGAAUGUAUUCCUAAAAAGUGAUUUUUCACUAUUUUAUAUACUCAGUUAAGUGCUCAGGGAUUGGGCUGAUACUCUAGAGCAAGAACUCUAUGCAUGUAGUAAAGAAAUACUGUGGGAAGAGGGUAUAGUUGCAUAUUUAUGGGCAGAAAUCUAUUCAAGUUUUUUUUCAAAAUAAGUUCUCAAAUAUAUUUCAAACUAAGUUUAUUCUAGUCAUGAACAUUUUUUAGUAUCUAAGAAACCAUUAUUUUUUUUAAAAAUUAUUCUCAUUUGUUAUUUCCUUCAGCAGUAUCAUUAAUGGUCCAUUGUGUUAGUUUAUUUUUUUAUUUUAAAAGAAGCUAUCUAUUUUUUAAAGAACUGCUUUUGAAUGAGUUAUAUUCAUGUUCCUUCUUAUCCCAAAAGAUGAUGUCAUUACUAAAUAUGAUGAUGUAUUGAUAUAUGAUAUGAGUGUAGGAUAAUAUUGUUUAAGUCUAAUCUUAAAAGAAUUGAAUCAUCUAGUACAGUCUAGCAUUUCAAUCACUAUUUUCAGAUAAUCCUGUUUUUGCUCACAGAAAAUAAAAUAUAAAUAUAUAGAAAUGUGAUUUCUUAA